AUGAAGUCCCAAUCCAAAUUUCUUUUCACAUCCGAGUCUGUAGGUGAAGGACACCCGGAUAAAAUAUGUGACCAAGUGGCCGAUGCCAUCCUCGACGAAUGUCUCAAGCAGAAUCCUCUGAGCAAGGUCGCUAUAGAGGUCGCUGUACGGCCAGGGCUAGUGAUUGUGUUUGGUGUUGUCCACUUCAUUCCCCAAUUGGAUAUCGACGCCAUUGUUCGCUUCGUGCUGAAAGACAUUGGGUACACUAGCCCAGACCAGGAGUUAGACUAUCGGACGUGCCAAGUCAUGGACUGCGUGGAGCUACACCCAUCGUUGUUUAACGGCAUAUCCUCUGGCCUUGAAGCACCCGAUGAUGAACCGGCAGGCGACCAGGGGAUGGCUUUUGGAUACGCAACAGAUGAAACCCCCCAGUUACUGCCCUUGACCCUCCAUCUAGCGCACAGGAUCUCCCGUGAACUGAAAGCCGCCCACACCAAUCGCAUCCUCCCAUGGCUUCGACCGGACACCAAGGCACAGGUUACCGUGGAGUAUGUUGAGGAUGAAGGUAGGAUGGUUCCCACCCGAGUCCAUAACGUGGUUAUUACUGCGCAGCAUACACCUGGUGUGCCACUCGAAAAGUUGCGGCAAGGGAUACUAGACAAGGUUGUCCGCAAGUCAAUUCCAGCGAAAUAUCUGGAUGACCGGACCGCCUAUCAUAUCCAGCCAACAGGAGAUGUAGGAGUGAGCCCAUCAGGCAAGUUCGCCGGCGUGACCGGUCGCAAAAUUGUUGUUGACACCUAUGGGGGCUGGGGUGCCCACGGGGGCGGCGCUUUCUCAGGGAAAGAUUUCCGCCAGGUUGAUCGGUCCGCAGCCUAUAUGGCGCGGUGGAUUGCCAAAUCACUUGUUCACCACGGGCUCGCACACCGGUGCCUCAUCCAGCUGUCUUACUCCAUCGGCAUCGCGGAGCCCUUGAGUAUUUUUAUCGAUACUUUCAAAACCAGCAAAUUCACCUCAGACCAAUUGAAGGAGAUUAUCCGCAAGAAUUUUGAUCUCAGGCCAGCAGCUAUUGCGAAAGACCUCAACUUGAUUGAUCCGAUCUACUACCAGACUGCCAAGAACGGACAUUUUACGAACGAGAAGUUCCCUUGGGAGCAACCCCUUGACUUGGUGUUGUAG
Molecule: messenger RNA, 1155 nt
Organism: Aspergillus oryzae RIB40
Lineage: Eukaryota; Fungi; Ascomycota; Eurotiomycetes; Eurotiales; Aspergillaceae
Product: methionine adenosyltransferase
Exons: 5
Coding region: 1-1155 (384 amino acids)
Biological process (GO): S-adenosylmethionine biosynthetic process
Cellular component (GO): cytosol
Molecular function (GO): ATP binding; methionine adenosyltransferase activity
Source: RefSeq, a predicted model, not a curated record